UGGGCUUUCGAUGUGCCUCCGAACCGGUGGACGCUUAUUUGAAAAAAGGCGGUGAAGUGGAAGCCACUCGGGGCCGCAAAUGCUUGUGCAAUGCCCUCUGUGCCAAUGUGGGUAUGCCCCAGGUCAAUAAUAAAGAAGGAUACACCGAAGAAAUGCUGAUAACUCUUGGUGACAAUGUCAACGAGUGCCGUCGGUUUUUGAAACAAGAUGAAAAUGGAGAUUGGGGUUAUGGUGCCAAGGAUGUGGUAGACUAUCUAUUGUCCGAGUUCAAUGCCCGUGACAUGCUCAAGAAAGAAGAGAAUGCCAACGCCUUUUCAGAAGCAGUAGAAAGAGAUUUUCAGAUUACAACCAACUGA
Messenger RNA from Cylindrotheca closterium, 356 nucleotides. The record is from the annotation of a GenBank genome assembly. NCBI's taxonomy places the organism in Eukaryota, Bacillariophyta, Bacillariophyceae, Bacillariales, Bacillariaceae.